Molecule: messenger RNA, 789 nt
Organism: Trichomonas vaginalis G3
Lineage: Eukaryota; Parabasalia; Trichomonadida; Trichomonadidae
Product: phosphatidate phosphatase protein
Exons: 1
Coding region: 1-789 (262 amino acids)
Biological process (GO): phospholipid metabolic process
Molecular function (GO): phosphatidate phosphatase activity
Source: RefSeq, a predicted model, not a curated record
AUGGACCACCUUAGGAGACGAAAUUGGUGGAAUAAAAUUGAUGGAACCAACGGAGUCAUUGCAAUUGUUUCAUGCGUACUAUGGGGUGUAUUGUUUAUUUUGAAACCAACACCACUCGUUGUCCCUGAAAAUGAUUCCGGAUCGAGUUUUCCAAGGGAUGAAAAGAAUGCAUUACCAACUGCUCUAAUGGGAGCUGUUUUAGCAGCAGUAUUCUUUAUAGUAUUUAUAUCAGCUUUACUUUCAAAAAGAUAUUUUCCGAAAUAUAUCACAAAUUUCAAUGGAUGGACUUUCAUUUGGGCGUUCAUAGCUGCAGAAGGUAUUAGCGGAUUAUGUGUUUCUCUCUUCAAGAACUAUGUCGGACGUUCUAGGCCAGAUCUAUUUGCAAUCUGCGGAAAAAAUGUCGACAUCAAUAAUCCGGAUUCAUGUCCCAAUCUUACUAAGCGAGAAUUUUAUGAUCAAUUCAGAUCAUGGCCGUCAGGGCAUUCUCAAACUGCAAUGUCAGGAUUUGUUAUCAUUGCACUAUUUGUUCAGAAAGUUAUUAAUGCAAACAAUCUUAUUAGUUCCUUUUGCGGAUCUUUGUUUAUUAUUUUAGCCAUUUGGUGUGGUGCUACAAGAAUUCGCGAUUAUAAGCAUCGUCCUGAUGAUGUUUUAGCCGGUUUCUUUAUUGGUUAUAUCUUCGCACAGUUCAUCUGGCUACAAAUGGUUAAUCGCAUUUUCCCUGGAGAAGAACCAGACAUUAUUGAGGACAAAUCUGUAAUUGAUGUUGAUCUACAGCAAUAUGAAGCAUAG